Molecule: messenger RNA, 3026 nt
Organism: Patiria miniata (bat star)
Lineage: Eukaryota; Metazoa; Echinodermata; Asteroidea; Valvatida; Asterinidae
Product: ornithine decarboxylase-like
Exons: 12
Coding region: 439-1749 (436 amino acids)
Cellular component (GO): cytoplasm
Molecular function (GO): ornithine decarboxylase activity
Source: RefSeq, a predicted model, not a curated record
AUGAGGAUUAAUAUCGGAGAGAUUGGACAAGUGACAUGCUUAUUAUUUAGACAUUAUUUGCAACUUGGACGUCACGGCUCUGUCAUCCACGAUUCCAUGCACAUGAUGCAUGCGUUUCAUGCACCGUAUAGUGAGUGUUCUCAGAUCUAGAAACACGGGGUAAAGUGACCGACAUUUGGGGCAUUGUUUUUGAAUGAGUUGAUUGAGGGAAAUUCUAACACCCCUGCCCAUCAUUUAGCCCACGUUCCUCGUAAUAGUCCUCAUGCAUCAGCACCAUAUUUGGGGAAAUAUCAUCUUAUUCAUUUUACUGACUUUCCAACCCAGGACUCAGUUAUUGAAAUCCCUCGCGAUUGCUGUCUCUAGCAUGCAAUUCACAUUGCAGAGUUCAAAGUUGAAUAAAACCGCAAGGGUCAAUAACAAAGGAUAUGUUUGAAAAAAAUGGAGCAGUUUGAAUCGACAAACUUCAAAGCAGAUAUAUACACCAAGCAAUCAAUAUCAGACAUUGCAAGAUGGACCAUCGAGGAACAUUUGAUGGUGGAACAGGAUUACGGUGAUCCCUUUUACAUUUGUGACCUCGGUGACGUGAUUGCAAAAGACAGACAGUGGCAGGAGUUGCUACCUACAGUAGAGACAUUUUAUGCCGUCAAGUGUAACCCUGACCCGGCAAUUUUGAAGUUGAUGGUGGGACGUCAUCGAAGCUUUGACUGUGCAAGUAAGAGAGAGAUUGAGAUGGUGUUGGAUGCGGGAGCUAGCCCUGACCGCAUCAUCUACGCCAACCCAUACAAACAGGUGUCGCAUCUCCGCUACGCCAAGGAGAAGGGAGUCAGUCUCAUGACCUUUGACACCAUGGAGGAGUUGCAAAAGGUCAAACGCGUCUAUCCAGAGGCAAAGCUUGUGCUGCGCAUGUUGUUUGACGACCCGAGCGCAGUCUAUAAAUUGGGGUCCAAGUUUGGCUGCCCACUGGAUGACAUCCCAGGAUUGAUGCAGCUAGCUAAGGCGUUGGCAAUGGAAAUCAUCGGUGUCAGCUUCCACAUUGGGAGCGGUGCUUCCAAUCCGGAGGUGUUUUCCGGGGCCAUAUCGUGUGCCAAGUCGCUGUUUGACGCCGGGAGAGCCCUCGGCCAUGACAUGAAGUUGUUGGACAUUGGAGGAGGAUAUCCUGGAAGAGAGAACUUCAAACCUGGAUUCCAACAGUUUGCAGAUGCAAUAAGCGAGUCAUUGAAGCGGCAUUUCCCGUCGGGCUGCGGGGUGAGAGUGAUCGCUGAGCCCGGUACGUACUACGUCGAAUCGGCGGUGCAUCUCGUGGCUAACGUCAUAGCCACACGUGAUGGCAACAACAACGGUGCUGACCAGAAAAGUGGCAAACUGACAAAAUAUUACUAUUUAAAUACGGGGUUAUACAACUCCUUCAGUCCGCUCUUCACGGAUCCGAAUUUCUUCGCGCCACCAUAUCCGCUGAGAAAACUGCAAAAAGACGAGCCUUUGUACCCAUCAUGCAUCUGGGGUCCGACUUGUGAUGCAACUGAUUGUCUGUUUCCCGACUGCAAGCUCCCGCUAUUAACAGCUGGCGACUUCGUCAUUUUCCAAAAUAUGGGAGCAUACGCGUCUUCAACUAGCUGUGAUUUCAACGGAUUUGGAACCCCGAAAUCCUAUUAUGUCGCACCAAAAGAAUCUCUACCCAUCCUACGCGAGAUUUUCCAAGACAGCACCAUGAGCAAAGGAGUAGUUUUUGAUGAGCAAGCGUCCGUAUAAAAAUAGGUCUAUUUAAGUAGGGCCUACUAUAGGUUCCACUUAGGCCUACACGGUUCAGAAGUUUUUCAUUCGAAAUAAACUUUCGAAAUGAAUACUAAGAUCGGUAAAUCAUAAAUAAAUGUUACCUGAUUAGUGAGUAAUCAACUAUAAAAACGAAAGGAUCUUCCUAUUAACAGCGUCUCAAUGCUUCACUCGUUCCCAGGCCGCUGGCAGCAGGGUUAGGGUUAUCUGGCCGUUAAUUAAUACGGCUGAAUUUCGUACAGCUCUUAUAAUACGAGAGAUUUUGGUUAGCUGAGGACCCCCCCCCCCCCAUUUUGCUCGUGUUUCUACGCCAUACAAUGCAAUUUCGUAGAGCUGUAAAGUAGGGGGAUGGAAUGGUUAGCAAAUUUAGUUGCUUAUUAUUUUUAUUUUAUUGAUUUUUUAUUAAACUUCUCCACUGGCCGAUAUGAAAAAAAUAUUACAAGAUACAUAUACACAAUCAUAAAUUUAAAAAUACAAAGAAUUUACAAUAUAUAUCAAUUGUAAAAAAAAGAAAGAGAGUUUAUGACAGACUACAGAUGAAGCCAGUGAGCGGUAAGAUGACUAGCACCGUACCUCUACAGAGCCAUCCUACCACUAGCCUUUCGCCAAGGUCAUCGUGGCUUAGAGCUGCUGUGAAACAGCGAGCGACUGGUCGCGUAUGUGGUCUCCCGCUCCAAUCGCUUCGCCUGUCUAAUUGUAUUUGACUGAUUUCAAUGUUUUAAUUGCUUGUUCUCCCAAUUUGUUUUGAGUAUAUUUUUAGUAUAUUUUAUUAUAUUUUUCUGGUUCAAUUGUUUGUUAUUCGUUUUAAUUGUUUUAGUUGUCCAUAUUAUAUUUUUGUUGUAAACGUUUAUGUCCCUAAUGCAUGUGAUGAUCUUAUUUUAAUGUAUUCUGGUAUGUUUAAUAUUAACUACAAUUUAGUAAUUUCCCUAUUUUUUCUAUCUUGAUUUAGAGCCGUAUGUUACAUACAUAUUUUCCAUUAUUUUAACAUAAUAUGUAUGACACGUUAAGGAUUUGUUAGGGGGGUGUUUUAGUCUUUUCUUGAUUUUAAUUUCUUUGUUUUAUUUUCAAUGUUUUGUCUCUAUAAUGUGUUGUUCAUACCUUUUAAUAUGAUAUGUUUGGCAUUUUAUGAUUAACUUACUUUUACUUAUUCAUAUUUUCUUAUCCUCGCGUCUAUAGAGUACAGUAAAUUCAUUUUCUCUAUUAUUGUAAUCUUGAUUUAUCAACUACUUUAAAUCUUACAUUCUAAUUUGAAUUUU